AUUGUUAUUCCGCACUCGCCUCCUGAUGUCACACACCCCCUCACAUGACGUCACCGGGACACUGCUCCCCUUUAUGAUGUAGAAGCUCUCAGAUUCUCCUCAGACGUUUACCCAGGAGCUGGGGGAGAGGAACACUGUGCACCCCCUGGUCCCCUGCACUGGUGCUGAGCCCGCCCGUAUCCUUCCGCAGCCCAUUUAUUCCCCGCAGUACCCCCCAUAGCUCCGGAUCUCCUUCCCUGUCAUAUACACCUAUAUCCUAAGGAUUGUCUGUCCGUGCAGCCGCCGCAGGAUCCCCCAGUGUUCUGGUGCUGCCACCAUGUCUGAGAUUCUCCCCUACAGCGAGGAUAAGAUGGGGCACUACGGCUCUGACACCGAGGUGGGGCAAAUCUCCUUCAGCUGCCGUCUCCAGGACACCAGCGCCUUUUAUGGGGGCAACCAGCAGAAGAGACCCCCAAAACUGGGGCAGAUUGGAAGAGCCAAGAGAGCUGACACUGUCCAAGUUGUUAUUGAAGAUGACAGAAUAGACGAGGUGCUGAAGGGGGUGUCGGACAAGUCUCCCUCCGGAGUAUAAGGCGUGGAAGUGGCUGCUCUCCACCCUGAUUUGUAAGCACUUUUGGCUGUGCAUGUUUGUGGACAUGGAGAAGAAGGAAAGGCUUUGAGGCUGCUGGCAAAUCUCCACCCUCCACCUUGAUCCAGACCCUCUGCAGGUCUCCUGAUGGUGCCAUCUGGCUCCUCACUCCACUCAGACCACGCCAAUGACCUCCAAUGUGGAGAUGUUCAUUUUUCAGCACCUUCCUAUACCCCUUGUCACUGUCCCUCACCCUGGGCUCUGGGGCAGUGGUGAGUCUCUCAACCCAUGUUAAAAGCCAACCCCAGAAUGCAGAAUGGGUGUUGUUAUCCUUAGCAUCUGCCUGUGUGCCAAGAAGGUGCUUGUAGACUGGAGCACCAUGGAGUUUGUGCCUAUCGACUCCAAACCUUGCCAGGUGCUGCCUCCUCCUCCUGACUCACAAUGUACAUCCCGGGGGCUGUAGGUUAUUAGAAAUGCACUUUAUUCUGACAACAUGUGUCUCUAGUGAAGUAAUAAUAUUUAGCUGUGUGCGUAUUUGUGGACCCAAAGGGAAUCCAUCUGCGCAGUUGUGUUUUUAUAUAUAUAUAUAUAUAUAUAUAUAUAUAUAUAUAUGUAUAAAUAUAUCUAGUCCUGUGUAUAUAUAUAUAUAUAUAUAUAUAUAUAUAUAUAGGAUGAUUUGUGAUUCUUAGUACCAUGCCUCCUCCAGUUAACCAGUAAACCAGCAUCCGAACAAUGAGAGACUGGACAAGCACCUAACUUCCCUUUCAUCUUGCCCUUCAUGUUCAAGAAACCAGCAGGUCGGAAGCAGAGCAGCUGGAGGGCGCAGAGCAGGCACAGGCCGUCCUUUUGCUGUCCAAACCCAAGCAAGAAUAAGACUUAAUUUGCUCCAUCUCUUGCAUGAGCUUCCAAAUCCAUCCUGGAUCCCACCCCUUCCCAGCACGCUCCUUUUUAACAGGAACCCUUUACAUUUGUAUUUUUAUAAACUACUCUUUGUUAUUAAUAUAAAUUCUAAUACAUGCUGGUGACUGUGCAAUGUCACAUCAGAGAUGCAGCCAACUUCUGGAUGCAGAGUGAUUGGCGGCCAACUGGAUGACAAUUUAGGGCAGUAAUGUGAGGAGGAGGGAGCCUUUACCAUGCAUUUACAGUAUGUACACUGCUGCCACCACCAUGAAUGUGUAAAAACUGAGCCAACCUGCUGAUGGUAUGUUUUGCCAUGGUUUGAUAGAAUUUUUACAUCAAUAUGCUGCUUGCUACUAGGACAUGUUGUUCCACGUCGGAUAUGUGUCCCCUAUACAUGUAUUAUAUAAUAUAUGUUUAAAUAGAUAUACGAUGCUUUAUAUGGCGCUAAACUUGAUAUGUAUUAUAUGUGCCAGCUUUACCUAAGUGCAUAUGUAGAAAUAUGCUGCACAUUUCACGUAUCAAAAAUGUUUACACUGGAUAGUUUUUCUUCUGUACAUAUCUUCUGCAUAUCGCAUAUGUAGCAAGUAUUCAUAUUACAUUCAGUGUCUUUUAGUUUUUAAAGCUAGAGAUUUGAAAUGUUUGCACGUAUUUCUACAUUGCCAUCAUAGAAAAAACUGAUAUAUAUGUAAUAUAUAUAUAUAUAUAUAUAUAUAUAUAUAUAUAUAUAUAUAUAUCGUAGUUAAAUAUAAACUAUAUAUAUAUAUAUACAAAUAUGUUUUAAUGGUUAAUAUCAGAAACAAGACUUCUUAGUUAGGCCACACUACAUCCUGACAGCUUUGGUUUAUAGAAAAGAUUAGCUGAGAAGUAAGUUUUAGUACCAUAAUUUCCACCACGCUGUCGACAGUAUAAAUCUGUUGGCCCUAGUUUUGCCAGGUUGUAAGUAAGGGGCACUUUUGGUUAGGAAUGAUGGAGUCUGUAUUAUAAAACAGUGCAUUACAGUGUCAGUCUUUCCAUCAUAACUCAAGAGGGUAACGUUUCUUAUUGAGGAGUAAGCCAAUAGGAGUCUGGAGACUUAUAGGCCAUUCAUACUCCUCUGGUAAUUGUGGGAAAAAGGAUAUGCAAAGUAGCUGAAUUCCAAAAGAAAUAGAACUUGGCCUCUGGUGCCACUUUGUAUUGGUAUCUCCAAAAGGUGGCACCAAAAUACAAGGGCUUUGCCUUUUGGGAUUCAGCCACUUUGCACCAAUAUACAAGUAAUGGCUCCAUCUUUUUCAAGAUCCCUUUGGAAGAGCUAACACUAAAUCUCUUUGGCCUCUAAUAUUAGUUAUAAAACUAUACAAUAGUUACACAAUUAAACAACAAUUCUGUAUGUAAUCUUAUCAGAUGUAACAGGUCUUUGCAGCAGACCUUAAGUUUCAGAGGCUCCUUAAAAUCCAACCUACCACACUUAAUUUUUGUAAAGUGUGGUAGGCCUUGAAAUUUCCACUACAGUUUUCACUCUUAAGAGCAUUAGUCAUAUCAUAUUUUCUGGUCUGUGUUGAGAGUGGGAACCUGAGACACAUUAGUCCUGUCAGUGUGCAGCACUUGAUGGUAAGGGUAGGCAUAUGUCACAUAUCCUGGUGGUGGCACUACCAUCUCUGUCUACAAUCACUGCUGGUGGUGACCUAUGAAAUUAAGGUUUCUGGCUAGCUGAAAUAAUAUGGAUUGGAAAUUUUAUACUGCUAUUUUCAACCAAGGGAUGGUUUCAGGAAUCCACUUAGUCUCUGAAUGUGAAGAAACAGCUGUUAACCGCCUCUUUUAUGGGACGUAAUAGUUGUGUUUUUAAUUUUCUACUUUUAUUUAUUUUUAUUUAUUGUUUUCUGUUUCUUUCUUUCUUUAUUUUUUAAAAAAGCUUCUAAAUCCUGUGCAUGGACUUAAGAUUCAAUUAUUAUACACCAUUUUCUGAUUCGAAUAAGGCAAUGCUGUGCCAUUCUGAGAAUGACUCAUUGUACAUUAAUACCAUUUUAACUGUAUUUGGUGAAUAAAUAAAUAAACUGAUCACCACUGA
Messenger RNA from Hyla sarda, 3512 nucleotides. It is a transcript of the gene CAMK2N2, whose product is annotated as calcium/calmodulin dependent protein kinase II inhibitor 2. The record is from RefSeq and is a predicted model, not a curated record. The transcript has 3 exons. Gene Ontology annotation, biological process: negative regulation of protein kinase activity. Bases 317 to 571 code for a protein of 84 amino acids. Gene Ontology annotation, molecular function: calcium-dependent protein kinase inhibitor activity; protein kinase binding. Lineage: Eukaryota; Metazoa; Chordata; Amphibia; Anura; Hylidae.